Delphinapterus leucas (beluga whale) is the source of this 2640-nucleotide messenger RNA. Lineage: Eukaryota; Metazoa; Chordata; Mammalia; Artiodactyla; Monodontidae. The record is from RefSeq and is a predicted model, not a curated record.
CUGCUCAUCUUGCCCACUCUCCCUUUGCUGCUCUGCAGUGUCCAAUUGCUUCGUUUCCUGAGUGCCUCUAGCCCUAGGAUCUGUCCACUUGCUUGGCCAGCCUGGCCUGACCUCCUCUCAUCACCUCCUGCUCCGUGAUGCCCAGCAUUUGCUACCCCGCUUCAGCUGUUUCCUUGCCUCUGCUUUGGCGCUGUCUCUCCAGCAGCAACCUGCCGGGUGGGGAGUGGUCAUCGGCUGCCUCCAGUCAUCUCUAGGUUGGGCUGCACAUUUGGAUCACUGAUCUCUCAUCCAUACUUUUUUUUGGGUGAUGCAACUAGGCAGGGAUUUCAUGGCCAGAGACCUACAACACUAGGGGCUGGGAAUGGUAUUUGGGAAAGGAAAAGCACGGAAAAGAGGAGGCCUGUCUUCUUUCUGGGUGGGGCUGGGCUGGUUGGGCUUUGUUGGGGCUGAAGAGUUCAGCUGAGGGUUGUUAAGGAUACUCCCUGAACAGGUGGAUAGUUGUGAGUUUCUGACAAGAGCUCUCUGAAGCCUUUGCCAGAGCCAGGGUCCCCGGGGGAAAAGGGCAGUGUUGUGAGGAGAACCCACAGACUAGCUGCUCCCAAGGUUGGCUCCCAAGGUUGCAUCUCAUCACAGGUGACAGAGGGCAAUGCCAGAAAGCUGGUGAAGGCUUUCUUCUCCUCCUCCACCAUGGUCGACGGCGUUAAGUAUGAAGUGGCCUCCCAGCAUGAGAGGGACGCCUCCCCUUUGGCCGAUGAAGCCAGCCCCAGGUCGGAGCAGGUAAAACUGAAGAAGGAGAUCUCGCUGCUGAACGGCGUGUGCCUGAUUGUGGGGAACAUGAUUGGCUCGGGCAUCUUUGUCUCCCCCAAAGGCGUGCUCAUAUACAGUGCCUCCUUUGGUCUCUCCCUGGUCAUCUGGGCUGUCGGGGGCCUCUUCUCCGUCUUUGGGGCCCUUUGUUAUGCGGAAUUGGGCACCACCAUUAAGAAAUCUGGGGCCAGCUACGCCUACAUCCUCGAGGCCUUCGGAGGACUCCUUGCCUUCAUCCGACUCUGGACCUCCCUCCUCAUCAUCGAGCCCACCAGCCAGGCCAUCAUUGCCAUCACCUUUGCCAACUACAUGGUGCAGCCCAUCUUCCCGAACUGCUUAGCCCCCUAUGCUGCUGGCCGCCUGCUGGCUGCUGCCUGCAUCUGUCUCUUAACCUUCAUUAACUGUGCCUAUGUCAAGUGGGGAACCCUGGUACAAGAUGUUUUCACCUACGCAAAAGUAUUGGCGCUGAUCGCAGUCAUCAUCGCAGGCACUGUUAGACUUGGCCAGGGAGCCUCGACUCACUUUGAAAAUUCCUUUGAGGGUUCAUCAUUUUCAGUGGGCAACAUUGCUCUGGCACUGUACUCGGCUCUGUUUUCCUACUCGGGCUGGGAUACCCUCAAUUAUGUCACUGAAGAGAUCAAGAAUCCUGAGAGGAAUCUGCCCCUCUCCAUUGGCAUUUCCAUGCCCAUUGUCACCAUCAUCUACAUCUUAACCAAUGUGGCCUAUUACACCGUGCUCGACAUGAGAGACAUCCUGGCCAGCGAAGCUGUUGCUGUGACAUUUGCAGACCAGAUUUUUGGAAUGUUCAACUGGACCAUUCCAGUGGCAGUUGCGUUAUCCUGCUUUGGUGGCCUCAAUGCCUCCAUUGUGGCUGCGUCUAGGCUUUUCUUUGUGGGCUCGAGAGAAGGCCAUCUCCCUGACACCAUCUGCAUGAUUCAUGUUGAGCGGUUCACACCAGUGCCGGCUCUGCUCUUCAAUGGUCUCAUGGCGCUGAUCUACUUGUGUGUGGAGGACAUCUUCCAGCUCAUUAACUACUACAGCUUCAGCUACUGGUUCUUCGUGGGGCUCUCUAUCGUGGGUCAGCUUUAUCUGCGCUGGAAGGAGCCUAAUAGGCCUCGUCCUCUUAAGCUCAGCAUUUUCUUCCCCAUUGUCUUCUGCUUCUGCACCAUCUUCCUGGUGGCUGUUCCACUCUACAGUGAUACCAUCAACUCCCUCAUCGGCAUCGGCAUUGCCCUCUCAGGCUUGCCCUUUUACUUCUUCAUCAUCAGAGUGCCAGAGCACAAACGACCUCUUUGCCUCCGCAGGAUUGUGGCAUCUGCCACAUGGUAUCUCCAGGUCCUAUGUAUGUCAGUUGCUGCAGAGAUGGAUUUGGAAGAUGAAGGAGAGAUGCCCAAGCAACAAGAUCCCAAGUCUAACUAAACACCACGAGAAAUCCUGAGAUUUGGGCAGCAGGGGCCUCACCUCCUACUGGCUGGAGCCAAGGAAGCUGAAAAGCUCACUUCUUUGGAGGCGUCUGUCCAGAAGCCUCUUAGGCAGCUUCAACAACCUCUGAACUUGCUUUCUGAGAGAUGGAGAGUAAUUUAUUUGUUUUGCUACAUAUUGUUCCGUAUUUCUUUUAAAGGGACAAUAAAGCAGACUGUGAUGGGGAGCAUGCCAGGUGUGGGCUUGGAUGUUCCACUGGCACAUUCCCACGUGUUAAGACAUCCACUCACCUCCAGUGUGCCUGCCCACUCCUCUUUCCCACUGAAAGACCCAAUAAUGCUCCAAACUUCCCGUCUCCUUUAGAGAGACGUCAAACUGUCAAAGGUGCUAGACAAUAAAAGGGUAUGUUCCUGA